AUGUCGUCGGGUACAUGUGAGACAGUUACGAUGAGUAUCUACGUGGUCCAGGUGUUGUUGCAGAGAGUACAGCUGGUUUUCUUGCCACAGGUGACAUCCACCAACAAGCAAAUCCAGUUUCACCAGAAACUCCAGGAAGUUGAGUUGGGUACACCAGUCAACCAGUACCAACAAAAACCGAGUAGGGAUGAACUCGCGUUCCUCACUUACUUGAAAGAGAAACAAGAUUUUGUCGGCGGCUUGCUUCAGAUCAUCAAGGCCAUAUACGUCAGCGGUGAGGAUCUGCAAUUCCUCCAAAGAGACAAACCCCGUUUCUAG
Molecule: messenger RNA, 318 nt
Organism: Toxoplasma gondii ME49
Lineage: Eukaryota; Apicomplexa; Conoidasida; Eucoccidiorida; Sarcocystidae
Exons: 2
Coding region: 1-318 (105 amino acids)
Source: RefSeq, a predicted model, not a curated record